Messenger RNA from Dicentrarchus labrax (European seabass), 1599 nucleotides. RefSeq names its product ribosomal oxygenase 2 (gene riox2). The record is from RefSeq and is a predicted model, not a curated record. Gene Ontology annotation, molecular function: histone H3K36 demethylase activity; histone H3K4 demethylase activity. Bases 102 to 1526 code for a protein of 474 amino acids. Gene Ontology annotation, cellular component: nucleolus. NCBI's taxonomy places the organism in Eukaryota, Metazoa, Chordata, Actinopteri, Moronidae. The transcript has 10 exons.
CACAGUAUGAGUUUCCAGUCGGACGUAUUCCGGGGAACACAACCCGGUUCACGUGGGGCAGGGCUGCAGGGCUGCCCUGAGACGCUGUUGGAAAGAUUAAAAUGCCAAAGAAAAGCAAAGCAAAGAUUGUAAAGAGACAGAGCAAUGUUGAGGACGAGCAGCUCCCUUCUAAACAGAGCAGGGUAGAGCACAGUGACACUCCAUCCCCUCUGUGCUUCGACAGCCCAGCCAGCCUGUUCCAGAGCCUCAUCCAGCCCAUGGACACAGAGCAGUUCUUCAGGGAGUACUGGGAGAAGAAACCCCUCCAUCUGCAGAGGUCUGACCCCAGAACUGCCUCCUACUACCAAUCUUUGUUCCAGCUGUCCAAUCUGCAGAGUCUGUGUUCUCAGGGUCUGGAGUACUACAGGGACAUCAAUGUUGUUCGCUGCAUUAAUGGCAAGAAAAAAGUGCUCAACAAGGAGGGGCAAGUUAAGAACAGUGUUCUCAAUAAGAACUUUGUUCAGAAUAAGGCCACCAUCCAGUUCCACCAGCCACAGAGGUUCAAGGAUGAGCUGUGGAGGAUCCAGGAGAAGCUUGAGUGUUUCUUUGGAGGUUUGGUGGGCUCUAACAUCUACAUCACGCCACAGGAGUCCCAGGGCCUUCCAGCCCACUAUGAUGAUGUCGAGGUGUUUAUUCUGCAGCUGGAGGGAGAGAAACGUUGGCUUCUCUACAAUCCUACUGUCCCACUGGCAACAGAGUACAGCGUGGAGUCAGAGGAGAGGAUCGGCAGCCCAACCCAUGAUAUUAUACUGAAGGCAGGAGAUCUUCUGUACUUUCCCAGAGGAACCAUCCAUCAAGCCAGCACCACAGCAGGAGUGGAUCACUCCACCCACCUCACUCUCAGCACCUACCAGAGAAUGUCAUGGGGAGAUUUGCUGUUGGACAUAUUUCCCAGCUUGCUGUCCGACAGAAGCAGGACUGAAGUCAGCCUGAGAGAGGGCAUGCCCAGAAGUCUAUUACUGGGCAGCGGUGAAGGUCCGGACAGUCGCAGGAGACUGGCCACUGCCCUGAGAUCUCUGGCUGAUGAAAUGGAAACAGGGAUGCAGGAAGUCCGCUCCACUCACAUGAAGAGAGACUUCAUAAUGAACAGACUGCCGCCGUACAGCCAACAGCAGCAGCUGCUGACACCAUCUGGAAGGAUUCCUGCCCUGGAGGAUAUGGUGUGUUUGAGGUUUAAAGAACAUAUCCUAAUAACAGUGGAGCCCAGCCAAGAGAGAACAGAUGAGGCCAUGGAGCUGGUAGUCUUUGUCUUACACUCUUUGAAGAACCCAAGGGUGAGCCACAUGAUGGGUGAAACCUGUGAUGAAGAGGUAGAACAGGACAUCUCCAGGCAGGGUCUGCAGUUCCCUCUGUCCCACCUCCAGGCCCUGCGGCAGCUCCAGCAGGUAGGGCAGCUGGCUGUGGACCAGCUCCAGCUGCCCACACGGGAGGACAAACUCAGUCUGGUCCUGGCUCUCUGGAGUGAGAGCCUGCUGGUUGUGUUAUAGCCCACCACUACAUCCAGAUAUCACUGAAGUGAAGUAUUAAAGUCAUCUGUUGAUUUUUAGAAAUACCUAUAAA